GUGGGUCCAGAAAGAGACACUAACCGGUGGGGAAGCAUCUGAUAGAUUUUCAACUGUGUUCCAAUACUACUUGGAAACUCACUGCCGCACAAAGAAGCGUUCAGAACCCUGGACAGCGCCAAAGAGAGAGGACCCGCGGAUCAAUUUUUUAAAGCACAUGUUUAAAGCGAUGGUUCAAAGAAACGGUCCCCAGUUGCUUCUCCUUAUAGCCCUGUGCAGUGUGUUAUAUUCCCGGACUCUGAGUUUACCAUAUGCAUCUACGAGACCGAUGCGACACGCAGACGGUCUCUUUACAAGCGGAUACAGCAAACUUCUUGGGCAGUUAUCAGCGCGACGGUAUCUGGAAUCUUUGAUUGGGAAGCGCGUCAGUGACGACAUGAUGGAGGACCAAGUCCCAGUGAAGCGACACUCAGAUGCGAUCUUCACAGACAACUACAGCCGCUUCCGCAAACAGAUGGCCGUGAAGAAAUACCUGAACUCAGUCCUCACAGGAAAAAGAAGCCUAGAAGAUCCUCCCAGUAUUCCGGAGGAGUCCAUAAACGACCCAACUUUUCAGGAGAGCUAUGAUGAUGUCAAUGUAGAUCAUCUUAUAAAUUUCCAAUUGCCACUUUGAGGGAGAGCAGUGUGUGAACGCAAACCUCAACCACACAUCUUCAUUGACCUGCCAUUCCAAAAAUAUUAAAAAGGACAUCUGUAACUGACAUGUGUCAGAGUCCAAUGUGGUUAUCUAUCAAGUAUAUGUUUACAUUGUAUAUAAGACACUUAAACUAAAGACUUAGCCCUUGAUGAUGCAGGCCGCAGUAAAUAAUAUGUGACUUCACCUGAUUGGGAUAAAUCUGCUGUUAGCAGGACCUCAGUACUCCGUAGAUAUAGCUCUGCACAGUAUGGUUUAAUCGCAAGAGCUUAAGCAGAUGAGGACCACAUUUGAAGCUAUAUUGAUGCAUACAAUCACUUUUUAUCCACUUAGAACAAAGCUAUAUCUGUGCAUAAACCUGCCUAGAGCAAUCUAGUGAUGUAACUCACCAAAUAAAAAUAUGUCUGUUUAUUUUUCAAAGCUGAGUACUUUUGUAAGUAAAUGCUGGUGUUAAAGAUGUUCUGUCGAGAAUAGUGUUACACAGGGAUGCUUCCAGGAGUGACCAAGCAGCACCUCACACUUGAAGGCGCUCAACUUUGUUGAUACAAUCCUAAUGAUAUGAUUUAGAGGUUAAAACCUAUUUUGCUUAGCAAGAAAUCAAAGAAAUCAAUAUCACUAUUUUUCAGCCAUCAAGCUCCAGUUGAAGACCAAAUGAUAACAUUAGGAAAGCAGUUUAAUCCUCAUAAAUAACUGUGCUUGUUACUCUGCAAGUACUCAAGAUGAGCAAUUAGAGGCAGGGAAAGUUUAUUUCUUGCUGGGUUUUCUAGCUGUCAGUAACUUAAAAUUAACACAAUCAUGAUAAGGAUACAGAUGGUAUUUCUACCAUUACAACACAUUGAAGAUAGUUGAGAAAAGUCUCAAGUCUCUUAUUCACGUAGAUAUUGUCUGUGGCAUAAGAUUACACAAUUUAGUCUAAGGAGUUCUAGAAAUAAUUGUCUAUAUGAUUCUGUAGAUAGGUCAUCCCUUUCUUGUCUUGUCAUAUUAUGUCAUGGAACGUAAAGUUAGUUAAAUGUAAAUGUGAUCUCUUUGAGAAGGUCAAGGCCAAAGCAUGAGAAGACAGUGAGAAAGAAAUGUAAGACAUAAAAUGUUUACCAUAGAUAGUGGUCCUUUUCUACAGGAUGUACCUUUCAAUAGAUCCAGAUAAUACUAAUAAAUAAAUAACAGUUGCAAACAU
Molecule: messenger RNA, 1808 nt
Organism: Hypomesus transpacificus
Lineage: Eukaryota; Metazoa; Chordata; Actinopteri; Osmeriformes; Osmeridae
Product: vasoactive intestinal peptide
Exons: 6
Coding region: 158-613 (151 amino acids)
Biological process (GO): learning or memory; negative regulation of apoptotic process; regulation of protein localization
Cellular component (GO): perikaryon; neuron projection; extracellular region
Molecular function (GO): peptide hormone receptor binding; neuropeptide hormone activity
Source: RefSeq, a predicted model, not a curated record